This is a messenger RNA of Astyanax mexicanus (Mexican tetra), 3376 nucleotides long. It is a transcript of the gene kcnq5b, whose product is annotated as potassium voltage-gated channel, KQT-like subfamily, member 5b. The record is from RefSeq and is a predicted model, not a curated record. NCBI's taxonomy places the organism in Eukaryota, Metazoa, Chordata, Actinopteri, Characiformes, Acestrorhamphidae. Bases 258 to 3017 code for a protein of 919 amino acids. Gene Ontology annotation, biological process: potassium ion transport; transmembrane transport. Gene Ontology annotation, cellular component: membrane. The transcript has 14 exons. Gene Ontology annotation, molecular function: voltage-gated potassium channel activity.
AGAACGCGGCGCGCGAGUCUCGUGGAGUCGCGGAGUCUUCGCUUCUGUUUUUGAAGCGCGCGGGAGUGACUUUUCCUCCUUGUCCACGCGCGUGCACACAUCAAUCAUUACCGGAUAACCGAUAACCGAGGCGACCCCCAAAGGACCACGACCACCCCCUUCCCCCCCUCAUGUUCCCACGCUCUUCUUGCUUCUUUACGCACCGAACGCCACGCGCCCUCACGGGGACAGUGAUGCCGUGACGCCCGGCUGAUGCCAUGCCGCGGAACCACAGCGGCGUCGAAGGCGGCGGUCCCGCGCCGUGGCUGAGCGCGUCCCCGGCCCAUGGAGCCAAGGACAGUCUGGACGCCGCCGAGGCUGCGCGCCCCGCGUGCGCCUCCGCGUCCUCGCGCUCGGGCUCGGCGGCCGAGGGGGGCCAGCGCGGGAAGCAGCGUGGCGCGCGCCUCAGCCUGCUCGGGAAGCCGCUGCUGUACGGAGCGCACGGUGGCCGCAGGAACGCGCGCUACCGGCGCAUUCAGAACUGCCUGUACAACCUGUUGGAGAGACCGCGCUCGUGGGCUUUCAUCUACCACGCGUUCGUGUUUGUGCUGGUCUUCGGUUGCCUGGUGCUCUCCGUCUUCUCCACCAUUCCUACUCACAUGGAAAUGGCGUCCCGGGCUCUCUUCAUACUGGAGUUUGUGAUGAUCGUGGUGUUCGGGUUGGAGUAUAUUGUGAGGAUCUGGUCGGCCGGCUGCUGCUGCAGAUACAGAGGAUGGCAGGGACGACUACGCUUCGCACGGAAGCCCUUCUGUAUCAUAGAUAUCAUAGUGCUGAUAGCAUCGGUCGCUGUGGUUUCGGCCGGAAGCCAAGGCAACAUCUUUGCCACCUCAGCGCUGAGAAGCCUCCGCUUCCUUCAGAUCCUGCGCAUGGUGCGUAUGGACCGCCGUGGAGGAACCUGGAAGCUGCUGGGAUCUGUAGUGUACGCACACAGCAAGGAGCUGGUGACCGCCUGGUACAUUGGUUUUCUGGUGCUCAUCUUCUCCUCCUUUCUGGUGUAUCUCGUGGAGAAGGAGUUCAAUAAAGAGUUUUCCACCUACGCUGACGCGCUCUGGUGGGGAACGAUCACUCUGACCACUAUAGGUUAUGGAGAUAAGACUCCUAAGACGUGGACGGGGCGAAUGCUGUCUGCCGGCUUCGCUCUUCUCGGAAUCUCAUUCUUCGCUCUGCCUGCGGGUAUUCUGGGUUCAGGUUUUGCUCUGAAGGUUCAGGAGCAGCACAGACAGAAACACUUUGAGAAGAGGAGGAAUCCUGCAGCCUGCCUCAUACAGUGUGUUUGGCGUAGCUAUGCAGCUGAUGAAAACUCCAUUUCCAUUGCUACCUGGAAGCCUCAUUUAAAGGCGCUGCAUACCUGCAGUCCCACAAAGAAGGACCAGGCUGAGACUUCCACCAGUCAGAAGCUGAGUUUUAAGGACCGGGUGAGGAUGGCCAGUCCUCGGGGUCAGAGCAUUAAGAGCAGACAGACGUCAGUGACGGACCGCCGCUCUCCGGGAGCCGAGAUCAACACUGAGGGAUCCAGUCCAGCCAAGGUCCAGAAGAGCUGGAGCUUCAACGACCGAACCCGCUUCAGACCCUCCCUCCGCCUCAAGAGCCAAUCACGCUCCACCACUGACGCAGAGUCUAAUGUGGGAGCAGGAGAGGAGGGUUUUGAUGAUAAAGGCUGUCACUGUGAGAUUUCUGCUGAGGAUCUGCUUCCUGCAGUGAAGACCGUCAUCCGAGCAGUGAGGAUCAUGAAGUUCCACGUGGCGAAGAAGAAGUUUAAGGAGACGCUGCGUCCGUACGACGUGAAGGACGUGAUUGAGCAGUAUUCAGCCGGACAUUUGGACAUGCUCUGUCGGAUUAAGAGCCUUCAGACCAGGGUGGAUCAGAUCCUAGGGAAAGGUCAGGUUCCUGUGGACAAGAAGCUACGGGAGAAGCUGAUGUCUGAAGGAGACUUGCUGGAAGAUGUCAGCAUGCUGGGCAGAGUGUGUAAAGUCGAGAGGCAGGUCCAAUCGAUCGAAUCCAAGCUGGACUCUUUGCUGGACAUCUACCGGCAGGUCUUGAGGAAGGGCUCCCCCUCAGCCAUCAACCUCUCUUCGCUGCCACUGUUUGAGCUGGAGCAGACGUCCGACUACCAGACUACCAGUUCAGCCUACAGCAAGGACUCCCAGUUCAGUCGCUCAAGCAGCUCCAACCUUCACCGGGGCCUCCACCUCAUCCUGGCUCCCAACGAGCUCAACCUUAACCUCAACAAUUCAUCUGGAUCACCUCCUGGUCUUACCAACCCAACCUCGGCACCACCGUUUUGCCCAUCCCCACUUCAACCGCUGACCACGCCUACACCAGAGGGUCCAGCCAUUGGCGGCAGCCCACCGCCAAUCCUCACACCCAACAACAUCCACUCCGGUGGGAUGCAUUUUUCCAACAUUGGCCUCCUCCCACCACCACCAUUGCCAACAGCACCUACCAGACUUCAGCUGCCCCUGCUGGCUUCCCAGCCAGGCCUGAACAACAGCAGCUCAAGUCCACCUCAGUCGAGCCCUCCUAGUGACUACCCGCCAUCAUAUUUAGCAGGACCCCAGCAGAAGAACAGGCCCAGCAUCAAGGAGGAUGGAUCCUGGAGGAGACACAUGAGUCUGGAGAUGGAGAUGGAUAUGGAGAUGUACCCCCUGGCUGCACUGUCUCCAGGCAAAGGGAGCCAAGAACUGGAGAAGUCCCUUUCAAUCCAGGACCUCAUAGAGGCUCCAGAAGUGGACGGACGUGGAAGCCUCUCGGCCAGCAGCAGCCAAGACUCUGGAGGCGGCUGGGGCGAAGCCGACCUUUUCAUCGCCGACAGUGACCUGGAGAACUCGGUUCAGGCUCACUCCGGCUUCGGUUUCCUUUCCCAGCCCACAGCCGACGUCAUGUUCUCCUCCGAGCUUCUGAGGGCCACAACAGCUGGAGAACCCCUCAACCUGCCCAACACUGGGGGCACGGAGCCUUUCAGUAUGCCACACGUUUGACUAGAAUGACUUUGACUAGAAUGAACUCUUUCUUGUCGGACUCGAAAUGAAAUGAAGUGUUGGUCAGAAGUGCAAACGGCCUAUGAACGUGACUAGCUGGCGAUUAGCAUGCUAUGCUACACUGAAAAAGUGAUAUAGGGAAGAAUUUGAUUGUUUGUUUGAAAUGUUUUCUUCAUUCCCACAUGAACAAAAUCAAAAUUUAUAAUAAUGCUAAUUUCUGUUAGUGUUUUAGCACUAAGCUAACACUAGUGGUUCUGCAUUAUGGUUCUAUGAUUUAUGUAAAGUUCAAUAUGGUACAAAGAAUGGUGCAAAGGACCACCAGAUGAGUGUUUUGAUUGCCCCCCGAGGUUUACGUAAAU